AUGGUCCCACCAGUUUAUAUUGUUUCCACUGCUAGAACCCCAAUUGGUUCAUUUCAAGGUUCUUUGUCAUCAUUAUCUUAUUCAGAUUUAGGUGCUCAUGCUGUCAAAGCUGCAUUGAACAAAGUUCCUCAAAUUAAACCAGAAGAUGUCGAUGAAAUUGUUUUUGGUGGGGUUUUACAAGCCAAUGUUGGUCAAGCUCCAGCUAGACAAGUUGCCUUGAAAGCCGGUUUAACUGAUAAAAUUGUUGCCAGUACUAUUAACAAAGUUUGUGCUUCUGGUUUGAAAGCUAUUAUAAUUGGUGCUCAAAACAUUAUUUGUGGCACCAGUGAUAUUGUUGUUGUUGGUGGUGCUGAAUCCAUGACCAACACCCCAUAUUAUUUACCAACGGCAAGAGGUGGUGCUAGAUAUGGUGAUUCCACUUUAGUUGAUGGUAUUCAAAAAGAUGGGUUAUUGGAUGUUUAUGAACAAAAAUUAAUGGGUGUUGCUGCUGAAAAAUGUGCUAGUGAUCAUGGUUUCACAAGAGAACAACAAGAUGAAUUUGCUAUUAAAUCAUAUCAAAAGGCUGGUGAUGCAUUAAAACAAGGUAAAUUUAAACAAGAAAUUGCUCCAGUCACUAUUAAAGGUUUUAGAGGCAAACCAGAUGUUGUUGUUGAAAAAGAUGAAGAAAUUGAAAAAUUCAAUGAAGCCAAACUUAAAUCAGCUAGAGCUGUUUUCCAAAAAGAAAAUGGUACUGUUACUGGACCAAAUGCUUCUAAAAUUAAUGAUGGUGCUGCAGCAUUGAUUUUAGUGUCUGAAGCUAAAUUAAAAGAAUUAGGGUUGAAACCUUUAGCCAAAAUUAAUGGUUGGGGUGAAGCUGCUAGAAACCCAAUUGAUUUCACCAUUGCUCCAGCUUUGGCUGUUCCAAAAGCUAUCAAACAUGCUGGUUUGACUCUUGAUAAAGUUGAUUUUUUUGAAUUGAAUGAAGCCUUUUCAGUUGUUGGUUUAGCUAAUGCUGAAAUAUGUCAAAUUCCAUUAGAGAAAUUGAAUGCUUAUGGUGGUGCUGUUGCCUUGGGUCAUCCUCUUGGUUGUUCUGGAGCAAGAAUUGUUGUUACUUUAUUAUCAGUAUUGAUUCAAGAAGGUGGUAAAAUUGGUUGUGCUGGUGUUUGUAAUGGUGGUGGUGGUGCCUCAUCUAUUGUUAUUGAAAAAGUUGAUAGUGACUUUAAAUUGUAA
Candida dubliniensis CD36 is the source of this 1209-nucleotide messenger RNA. It is a transcript of the gene ERG10, whose product is annotated as acetyl-CoA C-acetyltransferase. NCBI's taxonomy places the organism in Eukaryota, Fungi, Ascomycota, Pichiomycetes, Serinales, Debaryomycetaceae. Gene Ontology annotation, biological process: ergosterol biosynthetic process; fatty acid beta-oxidation. The record is from RefSeq and is a predicted model, not a curated record. The coding region runs from base 1 to 1209 and encodes 402 amino acids. The transcript has a single exon. Gene Ontology annotation, molecular function: acetyl-CoA C-acetyltransferase activity.